UCGCCACCGCAUCCGAGUCGCGGUUCAUAAAUGAACUCCUCCUGCUCUGCUCUGCUCUGCCUUGCACCGUCUUCUCUCCGUUUGAAUGCACGAGAGCCGACAUGGAGAUCAACGGGAGUUGUGGUGGUGGUAGUAGUACGGGCAGGAGGCUGAAGCAGCGACUGGCUCGCAUGUUCCUCCGCUCCUCCUGCAACACUUCCACCUCCGCCGCCUCGGCCGGAGCAGAGCCGGUCUUCGAGGUGGAACACCGCGACCAUGGCCUCGGUCGUCGUUCGCUUUCUUUCGCUGUGCCUGGCGAUCACCGCCGGCACACAGCGGUUGCUGUUGCGCUGCCGCGGUCAGUGGAUUGCAGCGGGUGUAAACCAUCCCACCAAUCUGCAUCCUUGAUGGCAAAGAGUGACAAGUGGAAGGAUUCCAAGGGAAGAAAGAAGGAGAAUACUGCUUCUCCCUCCUUGCCACGGAAGAGUUCUUACUACUAUCAUUGCAUCGACAAGGCCAUGGGAGAAAGGAAGGAGAUCAAGAGGAAGAAAAAGAAGAGACUUUUGUCCAACGGCUACGGAUUCAGCAGCUCCUCGUCGACUGAAAGCGAUCAAGAAGACGGAUUCUUCAGCAGCGAAGAGCGCGAAGGAAAGGAAGAGGAGGCCGAGGCGUUCUUCUCAUCGAGGAGCUUCUCCUCUGUCUCCUGCGACUUCUACCAGAGGCCGACGUCCAAUAAGAAGAAGAAGAACAACAACAACAACAACAAGAAAGAACCCGAGCGUCCUCCACGACGACGCCGCCGCGGCGGUGGGAAGUACGAAGUUUGGGGAGUGUGCAAGGGGCUUCAACCCCUGGUCUCCGUCCGAUCUCCCGCAGCCAAGAACGGCGUCGCGGUGGUGAAGCGAUCGAGGGAUCCUUACACCGACUUCCGGAGCUCGAUGGCGGAGAUGAUCACGGAGAGGCAAAUCUUCGAAGCCGAAGACUUAGAGAGCUUGCUGCAAUCCUAUCUCUGUCUCAACUCCCCUCACCUCCAUCUUGUCAUCCUGCAGGCCUUCUCUGAUAUCUGGGUUGUUCUUUUUGGCCACUAAGUAGUUUGUUGCAGUGUUUUCUCUUUAGCGUUAGCUUGUGAUGUAAUCUUUGAUCGUGUUUAACGAGUUCUCUGACGAUGGAUUCACUCUGUCGGGCUUCCUUUGU
Molecule: messenger RNA, 1173 nt
Organism: Musa acuminata AAA Group (dessert banana)
Lineage: Eukaryota; Viridiplantae; Streptophyta; Magnoliopsida; Zingiberales; Musaceae
Product: transcription repressor OFP7-like
Exons: 1
Coding region: 102-1067 (321 amino acids)
Biological process (GO): negative regulation of DNA-templated transcription
Source: RefSeq, a predicted model, not a curated record